Messenger RNA from Mycotypha africana, 551 nucleotides. RefSeq lists its product as uncharacterized. The transcript has 4 exons. NCBI's taxonomy places the organism in Eukaryota, Fungi, Mucoromycota, Mucoromycetes, Mucorales, Mycotyphaceae. Bases 194 to 481 code for a protein of 95 amino acids. The record is from RefSeq and is a predicted model, not a curated record.
UUUAGUAUCUUGCUAUAUUUUUAUUAUUUACGUUUCUCAAUAAGACAGUAUCCAAAUGUACUCAUAGACAACCGCCCAAAUUGGGGAAAUGAGACACUGUCGAGUUUUAUUGUAUGAGUUUCUAUUUCAAAUGUACAAAAGAUCGCCAACUGUAUAAUGUAAUUGUUACAGCUCAGAUGGUACUAAACUGAUCAUGGGAACAGUUAUUUUUCUUUUGGUGGCUUCAGAUUCUCGGCUUGAUUGUAUUUUGAUUGAUACAGAAUUGUUGAAUAUGGAAGAGCUUAAACCAAGCAGAAAGCAAAGCAAUCACAAACGGCACUUGCUUUACACCUUUCGUGCUGACGCUCAACUGUGUCCUGUCUAUUCAACAAUUAGUACACAUCUCAAUUACCUGCUGGCGUCGCAGUGCAUUUCUACGAGGCAGCUUUCCUACCCCCGGCUUAGUGUCAAGUUCAAUAUUCUUUACAUUACACCUCCUUAAGUUCCUGACAUUCCCCCUCUUUUCUGAAAUCAGGCUAUGGGCUGCUACAGAGCAUCCCUGCAAUUUCAAG